AUGGGGUAUGUGGAUGGCGAGUUUCCAUGUCCACCACCCAUGAUUGAUGCUACUCCGGUAACGGGCGAAUCCAUGACAUCCACCUCCACUCCGGUUCCUAAUCCAGCUUAUAAAGCCUGGAUCAAACAGGACCAGACGUUGCUGUCUCUUCUCAUCUCUUCCCUCUCGGAUGAGGUGAUGCAUCUUGCGGUUGGCAAAUCCACCUCUAAAGAUGUUUGGGAAUCCAUUAGCGCAGGACUCGGCAGUUCAACCCGUGCACGAACUCUUGGUCUACUCAGCCAGUUUCAUGGUCUGCGACAAGGAGGCAGCAGCACAUCCGAUUACCUUGGGCGUGCGCAAUUGUUGGUGGAGGAUCUCGCGCAGGCUGGCAGACCAAUCUCACUCGACGAACAGAAUAUGUUCGUCUUCCGGGGGUUGCGCCCGGAAUACCAGGCGAUGGCUUCUUCAUUGACAGCAGCCGGGAACGCGGUCACCAUUCCACAAAUUGCGGACUUCCUUCGCGCUCAGGAGUUUAUUCAUGCGGAUGACUACCCGGCGUCUGGUGAUCAUGCAACUCCAACAGCGUUCUAUGCUGGCAAAGGUGGUAACGGAGGCCGUAACGGAGGCCGGCAUGGUUCUGGCAGUCACAAUUCCGGACGCGGUUUUGGCAAUGGCGGACGCGGCAGAGGAGGCUCCGGUGGUCGCGGGCGUAACGGCAGGGGUGGCGUGCCUCGUUGCCAAAUAUGUAGGGCUCAAGGUCACACGGCUGCUUUCUGCUAUAAGCGUUACGCUCCGCAGCAGUCUCCGCAAGCAAACAUGGUGGUUCCGGGCGAAGAAGAUGCGGCUGCCCAGUCGGCUUCCGGGUGGUUUCCUGAUACGGGCGCUACUGCUCAUGCCACGCCGGACCCGUCUAUGCUGACCCAGUCUGAUGAAUACACUGGUGGUGAUGUUCUGCGUGUUGGGAACGGCGCAGGUUUGGCGAUCUCACGAGUUGGCCAUGUUUUUAUACCAUCUGUGUCUAAACCACUAAGUUUAACAAAUGUCCUAUAUGUUCCUAAUCUUUCGGUCCCAUUACUAUCUGUUUAUCGUUUAACAAAUGAUAAUCGUGUUUUUGUUGAGUUUCAUAAAAAUUGUUUCAUUGUGAAGGAUUCGGUCACUCGGGCAGUUCUGCUUAAAGGGUCCACAGAGGGCGGUCUAUACAAGCUUCCUAUUUCCCAGUCGCAUUUUGCUUUUCUCACAUCCCGUGCUAUACCGAUGAUUAUUCUCGCUUUUGUUGGUUUUAUCCCUUACGGGUAA
This is a messenger RNA of Ipomoea nil (Japanese morning glory), 1275 nucleotides long. RefSeq lists its product as uncharacterized. The transcript is spliced from 2 exons. The coding region runs from base 1 to 1275 and encodes 424 amino acids. The record is from RefSeq and is a predicted model, not a curated record. Lineage: Eukaryota; Viridiplantae; Streptophyta; Magnoliopsida; Solanales; Convolvulaceae.